This is a messenger RNA of Entrophospora candida, 593 nucleotides long. Lineage: Eukaryota; Fungi; Glomeromycota; Glomeromycetes; Entrophosporales; Entrophosporaceae. The record is from the annotation of a GenBank genome assembly.
UUGAUGAUUUAACUAUAGUUGAAAGGUUACGAAAAAUAACAUAUCUCAGAUAUACUCCAAUUGUAUUAUUAGCACCUACAAUACCAGAACUAAAUAUGAAGAGUUGUAUAGAUUUUGGCAUUACUUCAUAUAGUAGUACACCAUCAACUUUACCCAAUUUGAUGAAUGCUUUAUUGCCUUCACUUGAAUAUAACUCUUUAAUACCAAUUGAUUGUACAAGACAACAGUCUUUGAAUAUUUUAGUGGCUGAUGAUAAUAUAGUAAAUCAAAAAUUAGCAGUAAAAAUUAUAGAGAAAAUUGGUCAUAAAACAGAAGUAGUUGCUAAUGGGCAAUUGGCUGUUGAGGCCUUUAAAUCUAAAAGAUAUGAUUUGAUCUUAAUGGAUGUUCAGAUGCCUAUAAUGGGUGGUUUUGAAGCAACACAAAAGAUUCGUGAUUAUGAAUCUCAACAUGGUGGUCAUGUUCCAAUAAUUGCAUUAAUAGCUCAUGCAAUGAUAGGAGAUCAAGAAAAAUGCCAUUAUUCAGGAAUGGAUGAAUAUUUGACUAAACCAUUAAGGAUGACUGAUCUCAUUGCAAAAAUAAAUAAGUUUUCUCCU